Molecule: messenger RNA, 768 nt
Organism: Cordyceps fumosorosea ARSEF 2679
Lineage: Eukaryota; Fungi; Ascomycota; Sordariomycetes; Hypocreales; Cordycipitaceae
Exons: 1
Coding region: 1-768 (255 amino acids)
Source: RefSeq, a predicted model, not a curated record
AUGCAUUUCACCACCACCCUGGUUGGCCUCGCCAGCCUCGGCCUGAACAUCUUCCCUGUCCAGUCUGCAGCGGUUCCCGCCGUUGAUUUGUCUCGCCGCGCUGAUGAGCCAAUUGCCAAUGUCCAUCGCUCCGACGCAGCCGAGAAGCGCCACUUUUAUCGCCUUGAUCAAGACGAGGCCACGGUCGAGAAUCGCCACUUUUAUCGCCUUGAUCAAGACGAGGCCACGGUCGAGAAUCGCCACUUUUAUCGCCCUGAUCAAGACGAGGCCACGGUCGAGAAGCGUGACUUGUCUGGUCAGGAUCUCAACGCGGCCGCAGUCGAGAAUCGCCACUUUUAUCGCCUUGAUCAAGACGAGGCCACGGUCGAGAAUCGCCACUUUUAUCGCCCUGAUCAAGACGAGGCCACGGUCGAGAAGCGUGACUUGUCUGGUCAGGAUCUCAACGCGGCCGCAGUCGAGAAUCGCCACUUUUAUCGCCUUGAUCAAGACGAGGCCACGGUCGAGAAUCGCCACUUUUAUCGCCCUGAUCAAGACGAGGCCACGGUCGAGAAGCGUGACUUGUCUGGUCAGGAUCUCAACGCGGCCGCAGUCGAGAAUCGCCACUUUUAUCGCCUUGAUCAAGACGAGGCCACGGUCGAGAAUCGCCACUUUUAUCGCCCUGAUCAAGACGAGGCCACGGUCGAGAAGCGUGACUUGUCUGGUCAGGAUCUCAACGCGGCCGCAGUCGAGAAUCGCCACUUUUAUCGCCUUGAUCGAGAUGAGGCCUAA